AUCGAACGGGUCCAAAACAGAGCCUUGUACCAGCAAUUCAUAGCCAAGAAGAGAGAAAUUGAUCUGAGAAAUCCCAACAACGAAAAUGAAAAGCUGCUGUACCAUGGUUCAGAUUUCAAAGCAUUGAAUGACAUCAACAAAACUGGGUUUAAUAGAAGCUAUUGUGGAAAAAAUG
Lymnaea stagnalis (great pond snail) is the source of this 175-nucleotide messenger RNA. The record is from the annotation of a GenBank genome assembly. Lineage: Eukaryota; Metazoa; Mollusca; Gastropoda; Lymnaeidae.